GGCAGAGCCACGCCGCCCCCGAGUUCAGCGCGGUGCCAGCCGAACCGCUGCGCCGCGCCCCCGCCCGGCCCUCGCCCUCCCCCAGCCGGCCCUCGAGUGCCGCCAGCAGGCGACCCCGCGGGGUGCGCGCCGCGAGGCAUCUGGGCAGAGAGGCACCUCCCCUGAGAAGCCCGCAGGGCGACGUCCCGCGGGAAGAUGAGCGGCACAGGCGCCAGGUCCAGCCACCUGUCCCAGCCGGUCGUGAAGAGCGUGCUGGUGUACCGCAACGGGGACCCCUUCUUCGCGGGGCGUCGCGUCGUCAUUCACGAGAAGAAGGUGUCCAGCUUCGACGUCUUUCUGAAGGAGGUGACGGGCGGCGUCCAGGCGCCCUUUGGGGCGGUCAGGAACAUCUACACCCCGCGGAGCGGGCACCGCAUCCGGAAGCUAGACCAGAUCCAGAGCGGGGGCAACUACGUGGCUGGGGGCCAGGAAGCCUUCAAGAAGCUCAAUUACUUGGACAUAGGAGAGAUGAAGAGGAGACCUAUGGAAGUUGUUAAUACAGAGGUGAAGCCCGUAAUGCACAGCAGAAUCAACGUGUCCGCACGCUUUAGAAAAUCGCUUCAGGAGCCCUGCACGAUCUUCUUGAUUGCAAAUGGAGACCUCAUAAAUCCAGCCUCUCGCCUCCUCAUCCCCAGAAAAACCUUGAAUCAGUGGGAUCAUGUGCUACAAAUGGUCACGGAAAAAGUCACUCUGAGGAGUGGGGCUGUCCACAGACUUUACACGAUAGAAGGAAAACUUGUUGAGAGUGGGGCCGAGUUGGAGAAUGGACAGUUUUACGUGGCUGUCGGCAGAGAUAAGUUUAAGAAAUUGCCUUACAGUGAAUUACUUUUUGACAAGUCCACCAUGAGAAGGUCCUAUGGUCAGAAAGCCUCUUCACUACCUCCGAUUGUAGGAUCCAGAAAGUCUAAAGGGAGUGGAAAUGAUCGCCAAUCCAAGUCAACGGUUGGAUCCAGCGACCACACGUCCCCUCAGCCCCCAAAGAGGAAAGGGAAAAAAGAGGAGGUGAAUUUGGAAAAACCCAAGAAAGGGAAACAGAAUGUAAAGUUAAAGAAGUCACCACAAAUAAGUCCAAACGGUGGUGAAGGCGUUUUCCAGGCCGGAGCAGAGAGGUCUGAGAUACGGGGGGCAGCAGAAGUCCAGGAAGAUGAAGACACGCAAGUGGAGAUCCCGGUUGACCAGAGGCCAGCGGAAAUUGUGGAUGAGGAGGAAGAUGGAGGAAAAGCGAACAAGGAUGCAGAGCAGAAAGAAGACUUUUCGGGAAUGAACGGUGCUGUUGAAGGAGGAGGAGAGGAGGCGGCGCCAGGUGCCUCCCAGCAGGUCGAGGGCGUCCCGGGUCCCAGCGAGGAGCCGGUGGCCCCCACCCGCGUUAACGGAGGCACCGAUGAAGAGAAUGGCGAGGAGCUGGAUCAGGUUAAUCCCGAGCCUCAGGAGGCAGUGGAGGAGGAAGUCAAGUCGCAAGGAGCUGGCAGUGCACAAGGGGAGGCUGACUUAGACCCUCAAAGACCACCAAGACCAGAAGUAAAAAUCACGAGCCCGCAAGAAAAUGAGAAUGAACAAAACAAGGACUAUGCUGCCGUAGCAUAGAUGAUUUUUAAGAAGAGAGUGUAUUGAUGAUCGGGAAAAUGAAGGGUUAUAACACUUGAACAAUAAGGAUAUAGUUACUGCUGAACAUAAUGUGACAAUAUGGUUGAAUGCUGCAUACGAAAUUCUAAGAUUAGAGGCUUAAUGGAAAGGCUAGAUGAUUUUGAGUAGCUACUAAAGGAGAGCGGCUUCUUUUCAUGGGAUGUGUCUGUAAAAGUCAUUUAGAAAAAUUAAGAGGGAUAGAGGGGCAUGUUGCACAGACGGCAAUUGGCCACUUGUCUUGGUAAGCGAUGAAAAAAGAGGACCACACCCAUCUAUACUUUUCUAUACAUUUAGAAGUGAGGUUAGUAGAUGGGAGCUUGUUCUAAAGCACUUAUCUAGGAAGGCAUAGAAUUGUAGAGACGAUAAUAGGAAGGCAUGUACUUUUUUUUUUAAAGCAAUAAACUCUUGAAUAAACAAAUUGUAAUUUAGUUUCAGAGACGGCAGUAGAUUCGUGACUUGUUGACAUUCCUUCCUUUCUUCCUCCUUAUCCCAAAUCCGUCUCCCAAGAAUUAAAAAUAACACAUUUUGGAAGGAGGAAGUCUCCAUGCAGUGUGUUAGUGAUUGAUUUCGGCACGCCUCUCCCUCAAGUGCUUCAGGUUUUAAUCCUUAUGACUUUAAUGACACACUCAGGAAGGGCUUUAGUGAGUGAGCCCGGUGGGACGGUUUGCAAGUUCUGAUACCCGAGGGUUUUCAUGGGUCUAGUCUACCCUUAUCAAGAAUACCCAUCUCUUCUCCAUCAUGUUACUACGUUAGAAAACUCAAUAUUGGCUAGUCUAAAGGUUGAAUUCUCUCCAGUUUUUUAACAAAAGAACAAAAAACCAAGAAUGCAUUUGACUUGCUUUUUAAAAGCCUUAUUUCUAUUAGGAUUAGCCUUGUUAUAUUUUUGCCCCUAGGGAUAUCAGCGAAGGGUUAUUUUAAUGGCCGGUUAUAGUUAGACUUCCAAGCAGAUUCCUUCCUAUAUAAUUAGAAGUCUUCUGAUAGAAAUUGUUGAAAAAUGUUUAAAUUGUCAUGAUGAAACCAGUUUCUUAUUACAAUUUUGUGGGCUAAUUAUAUGAACUCAUAAUGGCCUUGUUAGGUAUAUAUGGGGAAAGACAUAAUUGUAUUAGUUUUCUGAAUUUUUAAGAGAUGAUGCAGAUCUUCCUUAAAUAUAGAAAUAAUAUAUUUUUCACGUAUUAAAGAAUAUUUUUAUUAGUGAUGUAGAUGUUAUAAAUUUGGAAGGAAACUUCUAGUGCUUUUGUAGAAUUCAUUAUUAAUCAUAAGAUUAAAAGAUUUUCUUCCCCUCCAGGUUUCAUAACCAACCAUUUAAAGUAAGGGUAUUUAUAUCAAGUACUUAAUAAUACUACAGAAAAUGAAUGUUUUUUUUUCCUAGCAGCUAUUUUAAUAUUUUCUACAAAUAAUAAGCAUAAAUGGAGAUAAUAAUGUAACAGUAUUGGAAAAGAGAUGGUGUUAUAAGGGUAUGUUGAUCUGGCAGGAUGAGUUGUAAGUGGGGGGUUCUAUAUUUCUGGUAUAAAAUAUAGAUGGUGCUUUAUUACAGGUAGACUUCUUUUUUCAAAGGGGACAAUCUGAAACCCUGUAGACUGCAAGCAACACU
This is a messenger RNA of Lutra lutra (Eurasian river otter), 3253 nucleotides long. It is a transcript of the gene DCDC2, whose product is annotated as doublecortin domain containing 2. The record is from RefSeq and is a predicted model, not a curated record. Gene Ontology annotation, biological process: neuron migration; intracellular signal transduction; regulation of cilium assembly. Bases 196 to 1623 code for a protein of 475 amino acids. The transcript is spliced from 11 exons. Gene Ontology annotation, cellular component: microtubule; kinocilium; axoneme. Lineage: Eukaryota; Metazoa; Chordata; Mammalia; Carnivora; Mustelidae.